AUGUUUGCAUCUCAGCGUCCUCUGCUCAGGCUUCCAUGGAUUGUUUUGGCAUUGUUUUUAUCAUCGGCAGCCGGAGACCCGAAGCCUGACUGCCAACGGAGCUGUGGGAAUUUCUCAAUCGAUUACCCUUUCGGUAUCGGUGAAGGAUGCUUCAUGCCUGGCUUUGAAGUAACCUGCAACGCUUCCUACAGUCCACCGAAGCCACUCUUACGCUUGGGGCUGAUUUUCAUGAGUGGCACAGGGUACGGAACUCCAGUUUCGAGUGUAGCCAGCAUCAUUUUGACCAAUACACCGUUUGUUCUCAACAACACUGCAAACAAGUUCACCGUCAUAGGCUGCAACUCCCUCGGUUUAUUAUACCUUCAAGAUGUGAAUAUCACGACCGGCUGCUUCUCAUGUGCAACGACAAGCGUCGGAUGUUACCAGUGGGUCUUGCUCGGGCUCGGCUGCUGUCAGGACUCCAUUCCUGAGGGUACUAAAACGAUUCACGUAGAAAUUAUCGAGAACCUUCUCAACGAUUCCAAGAUAAAUGAUCUAUACAGUUUCUCCGCGUCUCAUGAUAAUUGUGGAUAUGCUUUCGUGGUGGACCAAGAGCUACAGGUUCGAGGCAUCGGAUCUCAAUGGUUGUUCCUCGUCAAAGAUCGAGAGUUCCUCAUUGGUUCUUGA
Messenger RNA from Hibiscus syriacus, 666 nucleotides. RefSeq names its product wall-associated receptor kinase 2-like. Gene Ontology annotation, molecular function: polysaccharide binding. The transcript has 2 exons. Lineage: Eukaryota; Viridiplantae; Streptophyta; Magnoliopsida; Malvales; Malvaceae. The record is from RefSeq and is a predicted model, not a curated record. Bases 1 to 666 code for a protein of 221 amino acids.